Messenger RNA from Gasterosteus aculeatus aculeatus (three-spined stickleback), 1962 nucleotides. It is a transcript of the gene sumf2, whose product is annotated as sulfatase modifying factor 2. Gene Ontology annotation, cellular component: endoplasmic reticulum. Lineage: Eukaryota; Metazoa; Chordata; Actinopteri; Perciformes; Gasterosteidae. The record is from RefSeq and is a predicted model, not a curated record.
GAACACAUUUCCGUUCCGACCGUUAAAUCUGUCCGACAGAGAAAUUCUGCUGAUAGUUUAUUUCGUAACUUGUAACUGAAUGUAAGAUUAUUGUAAAAUGCUCAACGUGAAAACCACGUCAGGUGAAACCAGCUCGUCACGAAUGAUCCUUAAAACCUUUUCCUUGAUCUGCGCGAUGUUUUUAUUGGCAGCGUCGGCAGCGGCGGAGGAGAUGAUGCACAUUCCCGGAGGGAGGAUGAUAAUGGGAACCAGUGCAGCCGAUGGGAGAGACGGGGAGGCUCCCACUCAGGAGGUCCGGCUGCAGCCCUUUGACAUCGACACCUAUCCGGUUACCAAUGCCGACUUCAGAGACUUUGUGAGGGCGCAGAAGUACAAAACCGAGGCUGAGACAUUCGGUUGGAGCUUUGUGUUUCAAGACUUUGUGCCAGAAGAGCUGAAGAGCAAAGUCACCCAGAGGAUUGAGUCCGCUCCUUGGUGGCUGCCCAUAGAGCGAGCGUUCUGGAGACAGCCCGCAGGACCCGGUUCGGGCAUUCGGGAGCGCCUGAGCUUCCCGGUGGUUCAGGUGAGCUGGAACGACGCUCAGGCCUUCUGCCGGUGGAAAGGCAAGAGACUGCCCACUGAGGAGGAGUGGGAGUGGGCUGCGCGUGGGGGGCUGCAAGGUAGGACGUAUCCGUGGGGAAACAAGUUCCAGGGCAACAGAACCAACCUGUGGCAGGGAUCCUUUCCGGAUGGAGACACUGCAGAGGAUGGAUACCAUGGUGUUGCCCCUGUCACGGCGUUUCCUUCUCAGAACAGUCAUGGACUGUACGACAUGAUGGGAAACACGUGGGAAUGGACGUCCACGCCUUUUUCAGCAGCUCAACCCAUGUUCGUGCUGCGGGGGGGCUCCUGGAUCGACACGGUGGACGGCUCAGCCAAUCAUAAAGCCCGAAUAACGACCAGGAUGGGCAACACUCCGGACUCUGCCUCGGACAACCUGGGAUUCAGGUGUGCGGCCGGUGAUGGACACAAACAAGGGAAGAAGAAAGCCCAAGCUGAACUUUAGCAAAACAUCAAGAGAAAGACAAUAAUGUCCUGCGGAGUGAAAUAAAGACAGAGAAAAAGGAAUCCCGGGCACAAGUAUUAAUGACUAAUCAUGGAUUUGAAUGUGGGACGAUGAUGAUUAAGAGGGAAAAAAAAUGUUUCUCCUGUGGAGAACUUUUACCAAAACAAGAAUAUCAUCCAAAUCAUUGUACAGGAAUUACUGAAGAGACAUUUUGUCUCAUUGACUAAUGUCACUGAAUUAAAUAGAACAGACUGUCACUGCUGAUCUUCCUUCUACACGCUGGGAUCCGUCUUUUGUUGGUUUUUAUGUGACCGGAGAGUAAAUCGGUCCGUUUGUUUAGUCACCGCCUCCAAUAAUCCCGUCUUUGUACUUUUGUUUACUUUCUCACUAUGAAUACCCCGUUGAGCGGAUGUUUGGACUCAUUCUGUCCAACGCCACAGAAGAUUUUCUCUAAACUCCAGUUUUGCUUUCAGUGUAAAGGACUUUCUAGCAGGUCGAACAAUCCCGAUAACAAUAUUUAGUCGGCAGGGAAAUCCCAGCUGAGCACUUUUUAACUUGUGUUAGAAAACAGUGUUAGAAAAAAUAAAACACGUAGUUUAAGUUUUUUAAGUAAAAAAAAAAGCUAAUUAUGCAAAACCUCUUUGAAUUGGGCUUUUUAACAUUUUUGCACUCUCUGAUAUUAGUCUCAUGAUGUAAAACUGCUGCAUGAUAAAUGAGUAGUUUAAGGAUCUGGAUGCCAUGUGUCUCUUUUGUUAGACGUUUUUCUUGCAGGGAUUUUUCUGUUCUGUAUAGUUUAUAACUUAUUUCCCAGAAUAUUUCUGCAACAGCAGAAACAAAUCUUGGUGUUUUUAUUUUUUAAUUAGAACUGUCUCACCCAACUAGCAAGACAGUAUUAAAUUAAGCAAAAUAAGGCUGAA